UGCACCUUUAUUCUCUGACCCCAUGAUCGUUGUUGAUUGUCGUAUUUCAUCAUCCGUUCCCCAAGAUUUUGUUGAGCUUCGCGAGUAGUGAAUCAUGACGUCGAUCGUUAUACCGGCUGCGAUGCGAUUUAGUCGCUUGACGAUUGAUAAUUUAUAUCAAAUAAAUAAGAGGAAUUUACACAGGUUGUCACAAGUAUCUUCUGCAUUUUCUUGGCAGAAACAAUAUUAUGGCACAAUAACGGAAGAGAAAAAACCUGAUGCUGCUAAUGUACCUCCUAGAGUAGAGCAAGAAGCUACAGAGAAGAUUAAGACAGAACUUGAACUUAUCAAUAAAGAGCUUGCUGAACUUAAAGAAUCUAAAGAUGUUCUUGAAGAUAAAUAUAAGAGAGCAUUGGCUGAAGGAGAAAAUAUUCGAAUUAGACUCACCAAACAGAUUCAUGAUGCCAAACUUUUUGGUAUUCAAGGUUUCUGUAAAGAUCUUUUAGAUGUAGCUGAUAUAUUGGGAAAAGCUACCGAGAGUGUACCAAAAGCUGAACUAACAGAAAAGAACCCACAUUUGAAAAGUUUAUAUGAAGGAUUAAUAAUGACAGAAGCUCAAUUACAUAAAGUUUUCAAGAAGCAUGGUCUAAUUUCGUUAAACCCAAUAAAUGAAAAAUUUGAUCCUAAUGAACACGAAGCAUUAUUUCAACAAGAGGUUGAAGGCAAAGAGCCUGGAACAAUUGUAGUUGUAUCAAAAAUAGGAUACAAAUUGCACGAAAGAAUAGUAAGACCAGCAUUAGUAGGUGUCGCUAAAGGAUAAUUAUUUAACAAAAUAUUCAUUUUCUAUGUUUUACAAAUUAUAAAUAUAAAACCUGAUAAAAUAUUGAUAUUCCACAAACUGUACAAGAAUUAGCAAAGGAAAUAUAAUGUGUUACUAUUACAUAAAGAUUCUUACUAUGUUGUAAUAUGUACAAAAUAUGUAAAAAAUUGUUUUUUAAAAUAUAGUCUUUUUGUCACAUGUAAUUUGAUUUCAUCAGAGGAAUAAAUAAUAUACAA
This is a messenger RNA of Camponotus floridanus (Florida carpenter ant), 1035 nucleotides long. It is a transcript of the gene Roe1, whose product is annotated as grpE protein homolog, mitochondrial. Lineage: Eukaryota; Metazoa; Arthropoda; Insecta; Hymenoptera; Formicidae. Gene Ontology annotation, cellular component: PAM complex, Tim23 associated import motor. The record is from RefSeq and is a predicted model, not a curated record. Bases 95 to 799 code for a protein of 234 amino acids. The transcript has 4 exons. Gene Ontology annotation, biological process: protein import into mitochondrial matrix; protein folding. Gene Ontology annotation, molecular function: protein-folding chaperone binding; adenyl-nucleotide exchange factor activity; protein homodimerization activity.